Molecule: messenger RNA, 2210 nt
Organism: Manis javanica (Malayan pangolin)
Lineage: Eukaryota; Metazoa; Chordata; Mammalia; Pholidota; Manidae
Gene: ANKS4B
Product: ankyrin repeat and sterile alpha motif domain containing 4B
Biological process (GO): brush border assembly
Molecular function (GO): protein binding
Source: RefSeq, a predicted model, not a curated record
UGUCUAGAGUGAUAUCUGGUCAAGCUUUGGUGAGCAGAAAAAAAUGUCCACUCGCUACCACCAAGCUGCUAGUGAUAGCUACCUGGAACUUCUGAAAGAGGCUACCAAGAGGGAUCUGAAUCUUUCUGAUGAAGAUGGCAUGACUCCCACACUCCUGGCUGCCUACCACGGGAAUUUGGAAGCUCUAGAAAUAAUCUGCAGUAGAGGAGGGGACCCUGAUAGAUGUGACAUCUGGGGGAAUACUCCUCUACAUUAUGCAGCCUCCAAUGGUCAUGCCCACUGUGUCUCAUUCUUGAUCAACUUUGGUGCCAACAUCUUUGCCCUGGACAAUGACUUACAGUCUCCACUGGAUGCUGCUGCCAGCAGAGAGCGGAGUGAAUGUGUUGCUCUCCUGGAUCAGGCUGCCACUGCCCAGAACAUCAUGAACCCCAAGAAGGUCACCAGGCUAAAGGAGCAGGCUCAGAAGAAUGCUAGGAGGCAAAUCAAGGAAUGUGAGAGGCUUCAGGAGAAGCACCAAAAUAAGAUGGCUCGCACCUACAGCAAGGAGGAAUCUGGGAUGCUUUCUUCUUCCAAUGCCACUUUCUCUAGGUCUUCCAUCUCAAAUGCUUCUACUUCCAGCACAUUUGGAUCACUGUCUAAGGGCAUUAAAGACACCUUCAAGUUAAGGUUCAAGAAGAACAAUGAUACAGCAGAGCAGGGAGGGAGGGAGAGCAGAAAUGGGCAGAGGAAUGUGAUGGAAGUGUUCAGAGAGGAGGAAGAAGAAGACACAUUUUCAGGGAACUUAAAAGAGCAGCUGCAGUUCUCAACAGAAAAAGACAGCUAUGCACAAAAUGAAUCCAUUCUCAACCGUCCAGGUCUGGGAAAUAUUGUUUUUAGAAGGAACAGAAUAUUAAGCCCCGAAGAAAUCUCAGACCGCAAAAGGGAGUUAGGGUUUAAAAUGUCCAGUGAAUUGCUUCAGAGACAAGGAGCAGCAGAGGAUGAUGAAGCCAAGGCUGAUAAAGAGGGAGAGGAAAACAGCCAUGAAGAUGAUCUGCCUUGGGAUGAGCUCGAAAUGGAUUGGGAAGAAGAUAUAGUUGAUGCUACUCCCCUAGAAGUAUUCUUGCAUUCUCACCACCUGGACGAAUUCCUUCCCAUUUUCAUGAGAGAGCAGAUUGAUCUGGAAGCUCUGUUGCUUUGCUCUGAUGAGGACCUUCGGGGCAUACAAAUGCAGCUGGGUCCUAGGAAGAAAGUUCUGAAUGCCAUAAACAGACGAAAGGAGGUGCUACAACAGCCUGGGCAAUUGGUUGACACCAGCCUGUGAUGGAGGGUUGGGUCCAUGGGGUUAGCCUGCAGCAGUGGGGUGAUGCUGUGGCCCUCUGGAAGCACUCCAGGCAACCCCUCCCUAUGCAAUACAAGAGCAAUGGGGAUGGUAUCUAGAGUGUUAGAGAUAAGCCCACACUCUACUCUGAGAAAUACUCUAUAUCUAUUCAAAUAACUAACUGAGAAACUCAGGGAGACCCAGGAAUAAGAAAAUAGUGUUUCUCUUCAAUUUUCUUUUUCAUAUUUUGAGUAUAGAAAAGGUUCAAUGGAUGACAGAGAAGGGAAAAAUCGUUCUUUACUUUUCCAACUCUGGGCUUAAAAUGAUAGCCUCUCAUCACACAGCCUGCUUCUUACUUUCUGAUCCUUAUAACUUGGGGGUUCUAACUCCAAUACUGUCCUUAGCUCUAACACUUUGUCUAUUGGUGGAGACUAAAUUUCCUCCAUUGGCCUGGAGCUUGAUGCCCAACUUACAUGUGUCUAACCCUUCAACAAAUGUUUGCAUUUACAAGUAAUGAAAAUGGGUCUGCAUUACUCUUGCCUGGGAACAGAGACAGAAUGGCAGGUAGGGAGAGAGAAGAAAGAAAUAGAAUAUAGGGUACCUGCUAUGAACUGAAUUGUAUCCGCCCCCCCCCCCCAAUUCAUAUGUUGAAGCCCUAAACCCCAAUGUGGCUGUAUUUGGAGGUCAGACCUUUAAAGAGGUAAUUAAGGUUAAAUGAAGUCAUAAGGGUGGGGACCUAAUCCCAUAUGACUGGCAUCCUUAUAAGAGGAAGGGACAAAUGAAGACACCACAAGAAGGUGGCCUUAUGCAAGCCAAGGAGGAAGGCCUCAGGAGAAUCCAAAUCUUCCAACAGUUAAUCUUGGAACUCCAGCCUUCAGAGCUAUGGGAAAAUAAAUUACUGUUGUUCAAGGUA